Messenger RNA from Triticum turgidum subsp. durum (durum wheat), 825 nucleotides. NCBI's taxonomy places the organism in Eukaryota, Viridiplantae, Streptophyta, Magnoliopsida, Poales, Poaceae. The record is from the annotation of a GenBank genome assembly.
AUGCCGAUCGCCUCCAAGCUCCUCUACUUCCAGCGCCGCCCCUCGCCGGCGCCGCCGGAGCCCCCCGACCCGCGCCGCCGGCCCUGCCGCGGGGCGAGCGCCUCCGCUCCCCGCCGCCAGCGCAGCUCGGCCGUCUCUCACCACCACCACCACCACCACCACCAUCAUCACAAGCCGGUUCAGGACCUUGUUCCAGCAAACCAAAGAGAUGGUGCUAAGCUUAUGGGAUGUGCUGGAAACAAACUAGAACAUAUAGGGGUCGCAUGCUCCAGCUCAAGGCUAAACCGCAGUGUGUCGGAUCAUGGACGGCUCCCUGAUGCUGUUCAACAGGCUAGGGAAAGGCUUCUUCAGAGGCUUAAUAGUGUGGACUUGUCAGGAAGGAGGGAAAACACUUCGUGCUCCGAAACCAUUUGGGCUGGAGUAGUAACUCAUCCUGCUGACAUUGGUGUCUCCAACUUGUCCGAUAGCGAACUUGGUAGCCUAACCAGUUACUUCCAAUCCAGUGUAUCCAUCACCACCUACAACGAAGUUCAAGAAACAUUCCCUGAGCCUUUCAGCACCGUGGAUAAGUGUAUGCCUGUCACCCCGUGCACCGAACCGAUCCCUGUGCUACAAGAAACGGCUUGCGAAGACGUGGAAGAAGGCGAAAACACCGGGCCUUCACUGGAGUGCUCGAUAUGCUUGGAGAGGUGCGGCGAGGCAGACGGGCUUAUGCAGCUGCGCUGCAAGCAUGUCUUCCACUCGGCGUGCCUGGAGCGGUGGCUUCGAUCCCACGGCGACUGCCCCUACUGCAGGGGCAGUGUGCUCCUGACGUCGGAUGAAUGA